Salmo salar (Atlantic salmon) is the source of this 2239-nucleotide messenger RNA. RefSeq names its product interferon regulatory factor 2b (gene irf2b). The record is from RefSeq and is a predicted model, not a curated record. Gene Ontology annotation, cellular component: nucleus. Gene Ontology annotation, biological process: regulation of transcription by RNA polymerase II; immune system process. NCBI's taxonomy places the organism in Eukaryota, Metazoa, Chordata, Actinopteri, Salmoniformes, Salmonidae. Gene Ontology annotation, molecular function: DNA-binding transcription factor activity, RNA polymerase II-specific; RNA polymerase II cis-regulatory region sequence-specific DNA binding.
CCGACUACAUCGAGUCGGUAUCUGUAGAUGGUGGUAAAAAUGUCAAUUAUUUCAUGCAUACCUUGUACGUAUGUUUGUCCUGUGUAACUGGGUUAUUUUCUUUGGGUGCUGCAAUCACUCGUGUAUGAAAAAUAGCAUUUUACGCAACCUCCGCCAAGAGAGCCAUUGUUUGUUAAAGUAGGAGCAGCCCUGCACCGCGCAAUUUGACAGUCACAUAGAAUUACGUUUUUAUCAAGACCUUCGGAUUGCAGCAACUGAAAGAAAAGAACACAGUCACACAUGACAAACAAGUACAAGGCGACCAUGCCCGUGGAGAGGAUGCGAAUGCGGCCAUGGCUGGUGGAACAGAUAAACUCUUCCCUAAUCCCUGGCCUGAUAUGGAUUAAUAGAGAGAAGAGGAUCUUCCAGAUUCCAUGGAUGCAUGCUGCAAGGCAUGGCUGGGAUUUGGAGAAAGAUGCUCCUUUAUUUAUGAACUGGGCCAUUCAUACAGGAAAAUACCAACUAGGGAUCGACAAACCAGACCCGAAAACAUGGAAGGCCAAUUUCCGCUGUGCUAUGAACUCUCUGCCUGAUAUUGAGGAGGUGAAAGACAAGAGCAUCAAGAAGGGGACUAACGCUUUCAGAGUAUACAAGAUGCUGUCUGCUUCAGAGCGCCAGACCAAGAAAGGAAAGAAGAGGACUGAGAAAGGAGGAAAGAACAAGCAGGUGGAGCCCGGGUUCCCAGCCAUGGAGAGCAUGAAUGGGUCUGUUGGAGACCAUCGUGGGCCGGUGUUGAAGGUGGAGGUGAAGGAGGAGGUGAAAGAGGAUUACUUUACAGACUGCACAGAAUAUCUUCAUCAGAGCAGUCACAGUCCUGGGUACGACCAGUUGAUCGUCGACGACCUGCCUUGUGUCUGCCAGACCAUCGAGGUGACCACGGAGAAUGAGGAGCAGUCAGUCAGCUCCAGCCACCCAUACCCACUCCAGAUCUCCCCUGUGUCCUCGUAUGGAGAGAGUGACCCAGACAGUGUGCACAGUGAAGAGGACUCCAAGGAGGAUCUUCGUGGCGGGCUGUGGGAAUCAAGUUUCACUUCCUCUGUGCUGAGAGUUCCCUCGUGCUCACUACCCAGCAUGGCCACCUUUGUCACUGGUGGAAAGGUAACCAACUUCAAAGUGACCAGCACCAGGGACCCCAUGCCCCUCAUUAGCUACAGCAACAGCCCCUGGACCAGGGACAUGCCAGCAGCCCAGCACCCUCCCUCAGAGGAGGCUUCCUCCAGCCAAGCCUCUGCUGCCGAGACCAGAGCCAGCGUUAUCAUGAAGACACCAGACGUCUCCUCUGUCAAGACCUGCUGAAGCCCUGGCAGUGCAGUGACUCAAGACCAGAUACAGGCCAGUCAGUGGCAGGCUUGGCGUUGAAAAGCAUUGAUCACUGCUGGGCUUGUUGUUCGACCAGAGUGCCUACUCAUAGGAAUGACUGGGACUAUGUCAAUUGGACAUUCAGUAUAGGGGCUCUGUGAGCUGUAGAAUAUGAAUCGAUGCCCAAACUGAACCUGCCAAGAUCUCAGGGCCUUUUAGAUGGGAUGGGAGUGAGGGGAUGAAUCUACAAACUGUUGGGCAUAUGUCCCACUCUCCACCCACUGUUAAUAAUGUAUAUACUGAUAUGUCUGUGUAAUGGCAUACCGCUUCUGCACCUUAUGGAAAACACUGAUGGGGAUGUGUGUGGCCACCCUGGCUGUGUGUUUACACUGACAGCAAGGCUGAAGCCUGGGAAAGGCCUUAAGAGGCCUUGCUGAUCUAACUUUCCAACCUUGUCUUUGACCUUCAAGGUGAUGCCAUCCAUUGGUUAGAAGGAUGAAGUGAGUAAAUGCACCUGGUCAUUUAUCUUGAUGCCUUUUAAGCACGCUUAUAUAUAUAUUUUUAUAUAAAGGGACAUUUUAAUCUAAGGUGGACAAUUUAUUUGAUUUGUAUAUUUUUUACUCAAUGAAAGAUUUGAUUCUUUGUUAGAUUUGUUUUUAUUGUUAUUUACAUGACACAUUAUGAAGAAAAAAAAUCAUUUUUAUCAACAAGUCUGCAUUUGUGACAUCUCAUGUGUGUGAAUUUGUAUAGGCUUGUUGCUUAUGUGUGUCUAAAUGUAAUGGUGUGUUUUUAAAUUAGUUACUAAAUCCAUUUACACACGUUUGAGUGUGUCACACAUUCAUGGCCAACUCUUAAUCCUGUGGAUCAACAUGCAAAUCUUAAUAAAAAUCUUGUUUUGUAA